Punica granatum (pomegranate) is the source of this 1036-nucleotide messenger RNA. The record is from RefSeq and is a predicted model, not a curated record. NCBI's taxonomy places the organism in Eukaryota, Viridiplantae, Streptophyta, Magnoliopsida, Myrtales, Lythraceae.
CGUGGAACCCCAACUGCAUGUACAUUUAUGUCUCUCGAGCUUAAUCCGCUAAAUCAUUACGAUUGGCUAUACUAGGCCAGGACCCAAAGUUCAUCGAUGGGACACGGCACAAUGGUAGAACUACCAAUGGCAGAGGUUUUGGCGAUUGAACAUGGCAUAUGCCAGUGGCUUUAGAGGAGCUAUCUGGGAGAUGAUAUCGGCAUCGAGCUGCGCUUAAACUUUGAGCUUGCAGUCAUAUAUGAUCCAUCUACUUGGCUGCAGCUUGAUAUGGACCCAAUGGUUGAAUUGCCGUGAUUGCGAUGCUACUGCCCUCUUCUUCCGAUGAUGUCUUUUUCGGGUGCAAUUAUUCGAAUAAUAAAAUGUAUGUUCCAAGUGCCGUUGCCAUGUCGGUUCUGUAGUGGGAAGAGACUCUUCUGAAUUGGAGGUGGAACAGAAAAUGCUCGAGGAGCUUUCAUGUAGGCAAUCAAGAAUGCUCGAGAAAGGGACAGGAGAACUCUACUACAUGCUUCUUGUCGCUCUUUUCAAACAGAUGAACAAAGGCGAAUCUAAUAGUUCGGGUAAACCUGCCACCGAGAAAGUAAACAAGGUUGGAGAGCUAUUCCCUUCCUCGUCACUUGAGGACUAUGCCAAAUCAUGGGGAGGUGGUGGUGCUGGUUACGAUAAUGGUAAGGAGGAUGAAGAAGAUGAGAACCAGGAGGAAGAAGAUGGAGAUGAAGCCGAAGAGGAAGAGGAAGACGACAAUGAUGAUGAUGAUGAUGAUGAUGAAGAAGGGGAUGGUAGUGAGGAAGACAAGAAGUAGUUUAUUGUAGUAUAGCCUCGGUUUGACAUUUUAUAGUCAUUUAACGGGUCUUUAUCAGCAAGAUCCGUAGAGAGGAUGGAGAUGAUUGUAAUGACACCUUCACAGUAGAAAGACCAUGGAAGUAUUUGACAAUAGUCUCCUGAUGAACGGUGAAAGUUUUGAGAUUUUAGUAAUGCGCAUCCAUUUUCUGUGUAUGUUCAUAGAAACAAUGGAAUUUGUUACUUUGUUGAGUUGGUU